Molecule: messenger RNA, 420 nt
Organism: Fusarium coffeatum
Lineage: Eukaryota; Fungi; Ascomycota; Sordariomycetes; Hypocreales; Nectriaceae
Exons: 5
Coding region: 1-420 (139 amino acids)
Biological process (GO): translation
Cellular component (GO): cytosolic large ribosomal subunit; ribosome
Molecular function (GO): large ribosomal subunit rRNA binding; structural constituent of ribosome
Source: RefSeq, a predicted model, not a curated record
AUGGCCAAGAUCUCGCGUGGUGCCCCUGGUGGCAAGCUCAAGAUGACCCUGGGUCUCCCUGUCGGUGCCGUCAUGAACUGCGCCGACAACUCCGGUGCCCGAAACCUCUACAUCAUCGCCGUCAAGGGUAUUGGUGCUCGCCUGAACCGAUUGCCCGCUGGUGGUGUCGGUGACAUGGUCAUGGCCACCGUCAAGAAGGGAAAGCCUGAGCUCCGAAAGAAGGUCCACCCCGCCGUUAUCGUCCGACAGUCCAAGCCCUGGAAGCGAUUCGACGGUGUCUUCCUGUACUUCGAGGACAACGCCGGUGUUAUCGUCAACCCCAAGGGUGAGAUGAAGGGCUCCGCCAUUACCGGCCCCGUCGGUAAGGAGGCUGCUGAGUUGUGGCCCCGUAUUGCCUCCAACUCCGGUGUCGUCAUGUAA